This is a messenger RNA of Pieris rapae (cabbage white), 1905 nucleotides long. It is a transcript of the gene Pabp2, whose product is annotated as polyadenylate-binding protein 2. Bases 354 to 1031 code for a protein of 225 amino acids. The record is from RefSeq and is a predicted model, not a curated record. The transcript has 6 exons. Gene Ontology annotation, molecular function: RNA binding. Lineage: Eukaryota; Metazoa; Arthropoda; Insecta; Lepidoptera; Pieridae.
AUAGAUCUAUGACAAUUGUUGUUUUGGCGUUUAAUAAAAAUACAAACUAAAAUCCGCUAAUAUUACAUUAAUAACACAAUGAUUGUUUAAGUUUUUAAAAUAAAGUAAACCUUUUAAAUUUCUAAAAUAAGAGUACAAGUAUAUUUUUGAGUAAAUAAUUAGGUCAGUCCAUUAAAAAGUUUUGCCAAAUUGGUUACCGGUACGUCAGAGGAUAUUCACUUGAGAAAUUAAAUUGAAAACAAAGUUGUUUAUGAGUAAAUAACAAUAUCAACUACAAAAGUGAAAUACGUGUUCUAUUAAGUGUUUCAGUUACUUGUGUUUAUAAGUUUAAUAUUCGAAUUUCUAAGUGAAAUAUGGCAGAACACGAUUAUUUAGAUUCAAUGGAGAACAAUCACUUAGAUGGAGCCAACGGAUCUCUUAACAUGACUGAUAAUAGCUCGGGUGGAGGUGAUGAGGCAUCAGGUACAGGUUUACCUGAUAUAGCAGCUAUCAAAGCCCGAGUGCAGGAGAUGGAAGAGGAAGCAGAAAAAUUAAAGCAGAUGCAAACUGAAGUUGAUAAACAGAUGAGUAUGGGAAGCCCGCCUGGAAUUACAAGCCCAUUGAAUAUGUCGUUGGAAGAGAAAAUAGAAGCUGACAAUAGGUCAGUGUAUGUUGGCAAUGUGGAUUAUGGAGCAACAGCGGAGGAGUUGGAACAGCAUUUUCAUGGUUGUGGAUCCAUUAAUAGGGUUACUAUUUUAUGUAAUAAAUUUGAUGGUCACCCCAAAGGCUUUGCUUAUAUUGAAUUUGGAGACAAAGACAGUGUACAAACUGCAAUGGCUAUGGAUGAAUCAUUAUUUAGAGGCAGACAAAUUAAGGUGAUGCCAAAGCGCACAAAUAAGCCAGGGCUGUCCUCAACCAACCGGCCACCGAGAGGAGCGCGCGGGCGAGGCCGUUCCUACCGCGGCGGCUACUCGCCCUACUACGCCAGCCUCAGACCCGCGAUCCGCCGCGGCAGGGGUAUAAGGCGGGGAUCAUACUACAAUCCAUACUGAGUAUGGUAGAGGGGCACCCGCCCCUGACGUUUAGUGAUAAGUUAGAGGACCUUGUCCGGUUAAGUUAACAGUGGUUUAGUGAGUGUACUAUGAACUGUUAUUUUAAUUUCUCGAAGGGUUUAAAUAAAUCCACAAUUUUUUUAAAAGGUUACACAGUGUCAUAUAAUCUUCCAUUUUUCAAUUUAAAUGCAGUCUCAAUAUGCUGAUCAAUUGUAGCUUUGGCUGAUGUUAUAGAUAAUACAGAGAGAAAUAAGGAAGAAUGUUACAGUAGAAACCAAUAUUAGUGACCUAUUUAAUAUAAAACCAUCAUGUUUUAAAGAAUUAAUUACUCACACAAUAACAAUAAAUAAACACAUUUCUAACAAGUCCACAACCCAACUCUAUGGUCAACCUGUAGUACUAAUAACCAAACUGAUUGAGACUGAGAAAUCAACUUUUUCAUGUGGUAAAAGUGUCAAGACUAUUUUUUUUUACUUAAUUUUUCUGUGACAAUUUAAACCACCUUAUACACUUUGAAAUAGUUAGGUUUUGUGCACAGUAUUUUGUAAGAUUUAUCUGUAAUGUUCUGAAAAUAACAGUGAUACAUGGUAUCAUCCCAUUAAAUUGGCUUUAUGUGUAUAUUUAGGAGCUGUUUUUGGUUAUUAAAAAUAUUAAUGCCAUAUCAUGCUACUAAGUUCAGUCUUGAUAUGGCAUAAACAAAGAAACUGAUAAAGUAGCCUCAUUGUGAGGUUAGUAUUAAUUGUAUAUAUUUUUUCUUCAUGGCAUAUUUUUUGUAUCAUUGAUGCAAUGACAUUAAUUAAAUGGAUGUGUUAAAAAUAGGUACUGAAUUAUAUUAUGACGAGAAUUGAAAAAAAUGUCAACUUUAAGAAACUGA